AAAACAUCACACGUGGUGCGGCUCGUUGACACGCAAUUACGUAGUAAUUCUGCGACAGGAAACGAUUCAGUGAAGGACACGAUAUGGACGGAACUGCUGAAAAACACGUGAAAAGUGAAUUCCUGAUCUUUGAUUUGUGUUUUAGUGUGCUGAAGACAUGAAUGCACUGCGCUCCUGAUAGCAGCCAUCAUGACGACAGAGGCUGUGUCCUCAGGGACUCGCGCUCAGAUCCCAGCUCCAGUCCAGAAAGACUACUACUACUGGUUACGCUCUUUCACAGCUGGAGGUGUUGCUGGAUGCUGUGCCAAGUCCACCAUAGCGCCUCUUGAUAGAGUGAAGAUUUUACUACAAGCUCAAAAUCCUCAUUACAGACACCUUGGAGUGUUUGCCACACUUAAGGCAGUGCCAAAAAAAGAGGGUUUCCUUGGACUAUACAAGGGAAAUGGAGCCAUGAUGAUCAGAAUUUUCCCAUAUGGAGCCAUUCAGUUUAUGGCUUUUGAUAUCUACAAAAAGUUCCUUAACACACAACUUGGAAUGUCUGUGCAUAUUCAUCGGCUCAUGGCAGGAUCUAUGGCAGGGAUGACUGCAGUUAUUUGCACCUAUCCACUCGAUGUUAUCCGAGUUCGCUUGGCGUUUCAAGUGACAGGAGAGCAUCGCUACACUGGCAUAAUAAACGCCUUUCAGACUAUUUACCUUACGGAAGGAGGAAUGUCUGGAUUCUACCGUGGUCUGACCCCUACAAUCAUUGGCAUGGCUCCAUAUGCAGGCUUUUCUUUUUUUACAUUCGGUACACUGAAGACUCUGGGACUCACUCACUUCCCAGAGCUCCUAGGCAAGCCAUCUCUUGACAACCCUGAUGUUCUCGUGCUGAAGACUCACAUCAAUCUGAUGUGUGGUGGAGUUGCUGGAGCAAUUGCUCAAACUAUAUCAUAUCCACUAGAUGUUGCCCGGAGGAGAAUGCAGUUAGGUGCGUCACUCCCUGAUUUUGACAAAUGUUGCAGCCUCACAAAAACUCUCAAGCAUGUGUACACCCAGUACGGUGUCAAGAAAGGACUGUAUCGUGGCCUGUCCCUCAACUACGUCCGCUGUAUACCGUCACAAGCCGUUGCCUUCACUACUUACGAGUUCAUGAAGCAAAUUCUUCACCUAAACUAGAACAAUCAGUGACUGAGCCUUAAAGGAACGAGUUGAAACGACCCCGGCGCCAUCCCAGCAGUCCUGUCUGCCAUUCCAGAGACCAGUCAUCUGAAAUCCAGUUCUUACUAAACACCCACACAAACGGCAAACCUGUGGCUUUGCACAGCCCAGCAACAAUCACUAUGGAUACAGAGACAAAAGCAACCGACACUGGAAAUCCCAUGGAAACCUGUGUCUGAAACUUGCUUGUAAGAAGCCAUCCCAUGUCAGAUUGAACAAUAUGCCUUAAUCUUUCACUCAUAUCAAAACACAAAAUCGCAGUUGAUUUUACCUAUGUGGACAGUUUCUGUAGGUAUAUCACAGUGCUUUUGACAUGAUUUUUAAGUUGGUUUUUCUUUGCUAAAUUUCAUUCAUAUGUAGCUUUAUAUUUCAGCAAAUCUGAGUCACCUCCAGUCUUAUUGACUGAUAUUUGUCUCUUUUAGUGAUGAAGAUGACUUUCCUCUGCAGUUCAAUUAUACUGUGAAUGGAAGAGAGUGCACAUAAUGUCUAUGCAGUAUUCAGUCAUGUUCGCAUGCCGACGUAACUGUGGCUCAAGUUUAAUAUCUGAUUGAUGCCUUACAGUGCAGGUUAAUUUACAAUCUCCCUUUUGGAAGAAAGCAAUCAAAUGAGAAUUUGUGUGGUGAUGAAUAUAUCACAGCUGAUAUGUAUAUAAUUCUUAAAUUAUCAUUCACUGAUUUGUGAUGGGAACUACACGAGUCCCUUAAAUAGAAUAGAAUAAAAUAACACAAUACACUUUCACCAGGCCAGAUUAAAAUUAAUUAUUAUAUAUAUUUUUAUAUAAUAUAUAUAUAUAUAUAUUGGCAGUAUAUAUAUUUGAUUUAUUGCCUUGUUUUGUGUUGUAUUGAAUGGAAAUGUGCUUCCUCAAACGGUUGCCUCAUUUUCCUUCCUGUUGUAAUUACUUGCUUCUUUGUUGUUGCCAUGUGGUGGCAGUGUUGCAGUGAUCGAGUCCUUAAACCUCUUUAAAUUGGACUUUUCAUGUACAUGUUGAUCUUUUAGCUGCAUGUGUUUCCGAAGAUGAAGGGGAACAUUUAUGUGCGUACAUUCAACAGCGACUGAUACAGUUUUGUUACUGAGCGAAUACACGAGUUGUGAAGGUCAUGAUACAUUGAUCACAUUUAUUUGCACUAAAUGCCAUCAAGCUGAAUCACUAGAAUGGGAGGAUUGUCUUAAACUUAUCUUUGCUGAUUCUUGAGAACUGUGGAGAAAGUUCGUCUUGCUGCUUUGGAUCAAUUGCCUUUAUUUAUUUGUGUCCUAUUGGUAUGAUGAAUGGAUAUUAAGUCAGAUUGAAAUGGUUAAUAGGCACUGAACAAAUAUGAGAAUGUGAUUUUUAAUUUGUAUGUAUGCUUAGAUGAUCAUUAAAGAAAUGUAAAUGUUAAACGAAUAUCUUUGGGAAUACAAAUAAAGGCUUUUUUGUCUUGUG
Molecule: messenger RNA, 2617 nt
Organism: Cyprinus carpio (common carp)
Lineage: Eukaryota; Metazoa; Chordata; Actinopteri; Cypriniformes; Cyprinidae
Product: mitochondrial coenzyme A transporter SLC25A16-like
Biological process (GO): transmembrane transport
Cellular component (GO): mitochondrial inner membrane
Source: RefSeq, a predicted model, not a curated record